AUGAGUAAGAAAAUUAUUGAGAGCCGAGCUCGUGAAAUUAUCAUUAAAGUAGACAACUAUUUCGUCAGAGAGAAGGAGGAAACUGAGGGAUUAAUUCAAACUGUAUCUCGCUGUGUGAAAAAUACACCGGAUAACAGCGAAGACGUAAUUAUUUCGAAAAAAAUUGUAACAGAAAUUUUGAAACAUUUAAAAAAUACGACAAGGGUAACAGAACGUGUAUUAAGCGCUACAGGAAUUGCAAAAAAUACAGUAACAAAAUUAAGACGCGAAAAAGAAAUAGCCUUAGCAAGUGGUACUAAAAUUAGGACACCAAUAAAAAAGAGUAGGGGUAAAAAAGUAUUUUUCGAUGCAGGUGCAAUAUUAGAAUUGAGAAAUAUUAUAAAGACAAUUGAAGAAAGGAAAGAAAUACUUACUAUGCGAAAAAUUAUGGCUACUGCUCAAGAAGAUUUAAAUUAUAAAGGAGGUGAGACAACAUUACGACAAAUAAUAAAAAAUGAACUAGGGUAUACUUUCAAAAAUCUGCACAAAAUCAGUUUUGAAUCUGAUCAAAAUAUAGAUGAAGUCUACAGUGAAGUUGAAACUUAA
Pieris macdunnoughi is the source of this 585-nucleotide messenger RNA. The record is from the annotation of a GenBank genome assembly. NCBI's taxonomy places the organism in Eukaryota, Metazoa, Arthropoda, Insecta, Lepidoptera, Pieridae.